Messenger RNA from Mastomys coucha (southern multimammate mouse), 1428 nucleotides. It is a transcript of the gene CUNH22orf23, whose product is annotated as chromosome unknown C22orf23 homolog. The coding region runs from base 144 to 749 and encodes 201 amino acids. The transcript has 7 exons. The record is from RefSeq and is a predicted model, not a curated record. NCBI's taxonomy places the organism in Eukaryota, Metazoa, Chordata, Mammalia, Rodentia, Muridae.
CGCUGAUGCGCGUACGUGGGGGGCGUGUCGCUAGUUACCAUGGUAACAAGAGCUCUUGGUGGGGACGCUGACACUCUGGCUCCCCGGAGGAUCUCUGUGAGGAGGGCUCUGCAACGGCCGGGUCAUCGUUUAAGGGCCCUCCCAUGGCUUCCCAGGAGAGGGUGGACUCAGUGACCAAAGGAACCGGGUUCCGCCGUUGCCAUAAGCAAGCAGCUUACACGCCGGAGACCUGUGAGCUGCUCAGAGUGAUGAUGAAGGAGUCCAAACUGACAAACUUCCAGCAACGCCACAUCAUGGACACCAUGAAAAGAGGAGCCCCUCUGCCCCUGCAGUGCAACCCGACAUCCAGCCAGAGGGGCUCUCCCUCCAAGAAGGUAGCCUCAGCCGUCUACCUGCCUCCCAUCCUGGCCACCCACUCUCACCUCAGGCCCGCCAGCUUGUGUCAAGCCAAUGGGGCAUACAGUCGCGAGCAAUUCAAGCCUCAGGCCACCAGAGAUCUGGAGAAAGAGAAACGAAGACUCCAAAAUAUCUUUGCCACUGGGAAGGACAUGGAGGAACGGAAAAAGGUUCCCCACGUGCGGCAAGAGGACCCAGCUCCAGAGCUGGACCGGUUUGAUGAAUUGGUGAAGGAAAUCCAGGACAGGAAAGAAUUCUUGGCUGCCAUGGAGGCUCUGGGACAGAGCAAGCAAUACCGAGGAAUCAUCCUGGCUGAAAUCUCCCAGAACCUGUCCAGCACAGAUGGGAUCUAACUGCUGUCUGCAACUUUCCAGAAGAAAGGGGAAACAAGGUUCCUGAGCAGCCUGCAGCCAGCGCUAACCUUCAGGACUGCAGUGUGAAAACUCAAGUUCACCAAGACAAGUAGCCCACUCAGGCCUAAAGGUCACCUUUAUGGCUUCCACCAAACAGAGACUAUGGGGAAAAAUGUAAAUGGAGGAAUCCUUACUGAAAUGGCACUGGCAGAUGCCACAGUUCCUUUCAAGUGUCCCUGAGGCCCUAGCCUGAAGGUCAAGCAGCACCUGAUAAGGAAAGCAGUCCUGCUCAACACCUAUUCCACCACCUAGUACACCCCACCUGGUGCACCACCUGCUCCCCACCUGGUACACCCACUCCCCACCUGGUACACCCACUCCCCACCUGGUGCACUACCUGCUCCCCAGCUGGUACAUCCACUCCCCACCUGGUGCACCACCUGCUCCCCACCUGGUACACCCACUCCCCACCUGGUGCACCACCUGCUCCACAGCUGGUACACUGCACAUCAGUGUCCCUUCUUUAGGCUAUUGACACUGAGCAGCCUGACCUUCACCAAUAUUGUCAUUUUUCUGUCCCCAUAAAUGAAAAUAUUUCCUGCACCUGCCAGAAGUUCCCCAUAAUUCUAAUAGAACAUAUGAUCUGUGUUCUUGUCAUAGAAUAAACAUGUCUACUAUG